CGCUCUUUCAUUUUUAACUUCUUUUAUGCAAACUACAUUGUCCCUUCUGCUAUCCAUGAUUUGUACUUGAAUGUUGCUAUUGGUAAAUACGACGACAGUAGUGAUGACGAUGAUGAUGAUGGUGAUGAUGGUGAUAAUGAUGAUGAUGAUAAUAGUGAUGAUAGCGAUGAGUGGUGA
This is a messenger RNA of Gongylonema pulchrum, 177 nucleotides long. Lineage: Eukaryota; Metazoa; Nematoda; Chromadorea; Rhabditida; Gongylonematidae. The record is from the annotation of a GenBank genome assembly.